AUGUUCCCUGCGCAGGACGCUCUGCCCCGCGGCGGGCUCAACCUGAAGGAGGAGCCGCUGCUGCCCGCCGGUCUGGGCUCGGUGCGCUCCUGGAUGCAGGGAGCGGGCAUCCUGGACGCCAGCACCGCGGCGCAGAGCUCCUUUCCUCCCCACAGUGGCAUAGGCCUGGCACGAGCACAUUUUGAGAAGCAGCCCCCCUCCAACCUCAGGAAAUCCAACUUCUUCCACUUCGUACUGGCCAUGUACGACCGGCAGGGGCAGCCUGUGGAGGUGGAACGCACAGCCUUCAUCGACUUUGUGGAAAAAGACCGAGAGCCUGGGGCUGAAAAGACCAACAAUGGGAUCCAUUACCGCCUCCGGCUGGUGUAUAACAAUGGACUUCGGACAGAGCAGGACCUGUAUGUGCGGCUCAUCGACUCCAUGUCCAAGCAGGCCAUCAUCUAUGAGGGGCAGGACAAGAACCCCGAAAUGUGCCGAGUGCUGCUCACCCACGAGAUCAUGUGCAGCCGGUGCUGUGACCGGAAGAGCUGUGGCAACCGGAAUGAGACGCCCUCAGACCCCGUCAUUAUUGACAGGUUCUUCCUCAAGUUCUUCCUCAAAUGCAACCAGAACUGCCUAAAGAAUGCAGGGAAUCCCCGAGACAUGCGCCGCUUCCAGGUGGUGGUGUCCACGACGGUGAGCGUGGAUGGACACGUGCUGGCCGUGUCUGACAACAUGUUUGUGCACAACAACUCCAAGCAUGGCCGCAGGGCGCGCCGCCUGGACCCCUCCGAAGCUGCCACCCCCUGCAUCAAGGCCAUCAGCCCUGGAGAGGGCUGGACCACAGGGGGCGCCACCGUGAUUGUCAUCGGCGACAAUUUCUUCGACGGGUUGCAGGUCGUGUUUGGGAACGUGCUCGUGUGGAGCGAGCUCAUCACGCCCCACGCCAUACGGGUGCAGACGCCCCCGCGGCACAUUCCUGGGGUGGUAGAGGUGACCCUCUCCUACAAGUCCAAGCAAUUUUGCAAGGGAGCCCCGGGCCGCUUUGUCUACACAGCCCUGAACGAGCCCACCAUUGACUAUGGAUUCCAGAGGCUACAGAAAGUCAUUCCCAGACACCCCGGAGAUCCUGAGCGGCUGCCCAAGGAAGUGCUGUUGAAGCGGGCGGCCGACUUAGCCGAGGCUCUGUACGGAGUGCCCAGCAGUAACCAGGAGCUCCUCCUGAAGCGCGCGGCGGACGUGGCUGAGGCUCUGUACAGCGCCCCCCGUGCGCCCGCGCCACUCGGACCCCUGGCUCCAAGCCACCCGCACCCCGCCGUCGUGGGCAUCAACGCCUUCAGCAGCCCGCUGGCCAUCGCUGUCGGGGACGCCACGCCCGGGCCGGAGCCGGGCUAUGCGCGCAGCUGCAGCAGCGCGUCCCCCCGCGGGUUCGCGCCCAGCCCCGGCUCGCAGCAGAGCAGCUACGGCAGCGGCCUCGGAGCCGGCCUCGGCGGCUACGGGGCACCUGGCGUGGCCGGACUCGGCGUGCCCGGGUCCCCUAGCUUCCUCAAUGGCUCCACAGCCACCUCACCCUUUGCCAGACUUCGAGAGGAGGCUGGCGCCCCCUGCCGGAAGCCUGAGGGAACUCAGGGCUCGAGAAAAGCGGUCCUUCCCCUGGCCCCGAGCCCCGCCGGAACCUGAGUCUGAGAGGCAGGGGUCGCGGGAGGGAAGAUGUGGUCCCCUGCUAUCUGGCUGCGCAGAGCGAGCAAAUUUUGCGUGGUCAGACAUCUGGAUUCAGAGUUUGGAUGUCCAAAUCAGGAGCUGUCUGACAUUCAGCAAGUUACUUUACUUCUUUGAACUUGAGUUUCCUCUCUGAAAAUGAGAUCAGUAUCUCACACACACACACACACACACACACACACACCCCUUGCUUAGGGUUGUUCUCAGAACAGAGUGUGCCACUGUGCGUAAAGAGCCCAGGCACAAUUCAGAAAGAGUGUAUGAUUUCAUAGUCUCAGCACUGACUGUGGGCACUGUGACCAUCCUCUGUCUGGCGUACUGGGGGGGCAGCUCAGAGCUGGGUAGAUGAGCAAUAGAGAUUUUCUGCUUUUGCCAUUUUGCACUGCCUUCAAGUCACUCCUUCCAACACCAAGUUCAAGAAUGUCCUGUUUCCAGCUCCUUAUAGUUUAGCUAUUCAGCAGACAUCUAUAAAACAUCUAUGGUGUGCCAAGCACUGGGCUCGGGGUUUAACUCCAUCCCUGCUCGCCUGCAAGGAGCCUCCCUAUCAAUUGUAAGAGAGGUUAUACCUCAAGUCCUGGGAGACGCUGCUGAGCCAGAGGAAUGGGGAAGGCUGCCCAAGGGGGAGCUGGUUGUGGCUUUUCCUGCAGUUCCCUCUCCCCAUCCUCUGGCUUAUGUUUGCUCUUGCUAAGGACUGAAUAUCUGGCCCCUGCCCAGCCUUCCUGGGUGCUGUUCCUUCUGACUGCGCAUGUGAGAUUGGCUCUCUUCUCAUGGCCUGCGCUCCCUUCUGGGACCCAAAGCCUCGUAUGGCAGCGUCCACGCAGACCAUGACGCUCUGGUGGCCCAACCAAAACCCCAUCUCUCCUGGCCCUUUGCUCACACCAGGCUCCACUGCUCCCACUUCCCUUCACUUCUGGGAAAGUACUUUUACAGCCUCUCUCUGGGUGCCCCUCAGAUUUGAAACUGGUGGGGACUGGAAUACCAGCCACUCUCCCCACCGCACACAGUGCUGUCGGCAGAGGAACACACUACUCCAGGGGGCAGAAGCCAGCCCACCUGGGGUCUCCCCAUUUAGCCAGAGGAUUGAGAGUUCUAGAGCUGCUUAAGCCCCACUUCCAGCAUCAGCUAGGGACACCUUGGACACACCUGAAGGUCCAUCCCACCUCCUGAUAUUGUCUUAACCGGUGCUUACCCAGAUCCCCAUCCAUUCUCCAUGUGCAUGGUACUUUGUGGCACACCUCCAGGGGAUGUCAUUCUCAUUGAGUUUGCCAGGACCUGCGUGGAAUGACACCCACAACUGUUCCAGACAGAGAGUCUGGGGCUGUCUGCUUGGACCUCCCUUUAGUCUUCUGCUUUAGCUGCCAGCAGCCGUGGACUGACCCACAGCUCCCAGUACUACCCAAGCUACACUAUGUGGCUGUGAGCCCCAGGCCUGAAGAGAUAUAGUACAUUUUCUGGCAUCCGUCUCAAGUCAUCUAUGGAGAUCCAUGGGGCUGAGAACAUUUAGAACAGGGACAGCUGUUGAAGGCAUCUUUGCAUGAGGGGCAGGGGCAGCUCUGAUACCAAAGGCAGCCUUCUCAGGCUAUUGGUUUCCUCCAGGAGGGUCCCAGCCCCACCGAGUUGCCGGCUACUUGGACAACACUCAAAAUCACAGCCUUAUGGGUCUUCAGAAGAAAGAGUCAGGGAAUUGGGCUCAGAUGAGGAUGUAGAAAGGGGAUCCAGAGAUGCCUUGGGCAGGCAGGAGCUCCCAGGAGAGGACGCUGCAGGAAGGAGGGGCAGGCCAAGCCUGUUUGCAGGAGGCUCCCUGGCUAUUCCCAGGAGAAGAAGCCACAGCCCUGGAUGGCUGGGGGCUAGAGAACAGGAAGAUCUGAGGAUGUCGAUCCCUACACCUUCCUUUAAAAUGGACCAGCUGGAAGAGGGAGAUACAGGAGGCCUCUUGGACCCUGGCUGGAGAUGGCAAGGACCUGCAUUAAGCUGGAAGAGAACAGAGUGCCUGGGGUGGGGGGUAAUUGGUAAGGGAACAUAUUUGUGGAGGAAGUUAGGGUGCUUGUUGUGUGAGCUGUGAUUCUAGACAGAGAAGCCUUAUAACAGGAGCUUAUGUAUACCCCCAAACUUCAUCCCUGACCACUUCCCCGAGCUCUGCUAUGAACUCUCAUCUUUGACUCUAACCUUGGCACCCCAGGGCCUAUAAAUGUUUCUUAGCAUCUCAGAAUCCUGGUGGUUUUCAGUGGGAACUCUAACUUGUUCCUUCUCUUGCUCAUCCCUCUUUGAGCAUACCUCCCAGUCUUCAGUUUUGUUGGAUGUUCUGGUUUUGCUUUCAUUUUUACCUAGUCUUAUCCUGUCACCUCCAGUUCUGAGAAGGGGUCUGCAAAACCCCCAAAAAGGCGAGUGCUGGCCCAAGACCCCAGACGCUUCCAGCUUGUCUCUAGUCCCUGCCCUGUGCUGGUCUCCCCAAAAUCCUCACAGCCCCCAUUGAGGUCUGAGCCUGGUGCCCAGGUCAGCAGCCCAUGUGGGGCCCACUGCCCAGACCAGGGCCCCAACUGAGCUGCUCACUCUGGUGCUGUCUCCCUGUUGUGUCUCCCACCGCCUUCCCUGCUGCACCUGCCCCUCCCCGCCC
Messenger RNA from Equus quagga, 4312 nucleotides. It is a transcript of the gene EBF4, whose product is annotated as EBF family member 4. Gene Ontology annotation, biological process: regulation of transcription by RNA polymerase II. The transcript is spliced from 15 exons. Gene Ontology annotation, molecular function: RNA polymerase II cis-regulatory region sequence-specific DNA binding; DNA-binding transcription factor activity, RNA polymerase II-specific. Lineage: Eukaryota; Metazoa; Chordata; Mammalia; Perissodactyla; Equidae. The record is from RefSeq and is a predicted model, not a curated record. The coding region runs from base 1 to 1659 and encodes 552 amino acids.